Messenger RNA from Tachysurus vachellii, 1088 nucleotides. It is a transcript of the gene dnajc5ab, whose product is annotated as DnaJ (Hsp40) homolog, subfamily C, member 5ab. The record is from RefSeq and is a predicted model, not a curated record. Gene Ontology annotation, biological process: regulation of synaptic vesicle cycle. The transcript has 5 exons. Gene Ontology annotation, cellular component: intracellular membrane-bounded organelle; presynapse; membrane. NCBI's taxonomy places the organism in Eukaryota, Metazoa, Chordata, Actinopteri, Siluriformes, Bagridae. The coding region runs from base 259 to 855 and encodes 198 amino acids.
AAAACGGAUUCCCUCGCUGUGUUUCCGCCCAUGACGUCAGUGUACGAGUCCUUCCUCCAAAGCGAGGUGAAGCGAUUAUGAUCUCCGGUGCAUGAAUGUGUGAAUAACGGCUCCUGAACACAAAACAAGAAACUCAGAAAGUAUUUCCAGCAAGACACAGACGACCUCUUGACAAGUUUAUCUUCCUUCCAAAGAGGCAGCAGUGUAUGUGUGCGGGUGUGAGGGAGUGUGUGUAUGGUGUUUGGGUGUGUGUAAGUAAUGGACCAGCAAAGACAGCGUGCUCUCUCCACAUCUGGGGAAACACUGUACCAGGUUCUUGGGGUUACUAAAAAUGCUACACCAGAUGACAUCAAAAAGUGUUACAGGAAACUAGCUCUGAAGUUUCACCCGGACAAAAAUCCUAAUAACCCAGAAGCAGCAGAUAAGUUUAAGGAGAUAAAUAACGCUAAUGCCAUCCUCAACGAUCCCACCAAACGCAACAUCUAUGACCAGUACGGCUCUCUCGGCCUCUACGUGGCUGAGCAGUUUGGAGAGGAGAACGUUAACACGUACUUUGUGCUGUCCAGCUGGUGGGCCAAAGCGCUGUUUAUCUUCUGCGGCAUUGCGACCGGUUGCUACUGCUGCUGCUGCCUGUGCUGCUGCUGUAACUGCUGCUGUGGGAAGUGUAAACCACAACCUCCUAUGGAAAACGAUCCUGAGUUUUAUGUCUCCCCUGAGGACCUGGAGGCUCAGUUGAAGGCAGAUGAGAAAGACGGAGAUCCCAUCGUGGUGCAGCCUUCCUCAGCUACAGAAACUACUCAGCUUACAGCAGAUGGUCACCACACCAGCUACCGUACCGACAGUGUACUCGACUAGACGACUCGCUCUCUUUCCCUCCUGUAGAACACCAGAGCAGCAGAGGGCGCCAUCCUGUGUCCUCCACCCAGGGACUGCUGCGAGGCCUGAAUGAGUGGACAGGUGUCUGUGUCUCUCUGCUGUGAAAUGUCAAAACUCUCGAAGCUUAGGCUUGCCUCUGCUCAUGUAAUGGAGCACGGUUUUGUUUUUUCCUUUGCAGUCUGUUUGAAACCCUUUCUCACGUCCCACAUGCA